Messenger RNA from Tyto alba (common barn owl), 701 nucleotides. RefSeq names its product calcium voltage-gated channel auxiliary subunit gamma 1 (gene CACNG1). The coding region runs from base 1 to 681 and encodes 226 amino acids. Gene Ontology annotation, biological process: calcium ion transmembrane transport; regulation of calcium ion transmembrane transport via high voltage-gated calcium channel. Gene Ontology annotation, molecular function: calcium channel regulator activity; voltage-gated calcium channel activity. The record is from RefSeq and is a predicted model, not a curated record. Lineage: Eukaryota; Metazoa; Chordata; Aves; Strigiformes; Tytonidae. The transcript is spliced from 4 exons. Gene Ontology annotation, cellular component: membrane; L-type voltage-gated calcium channel complex.
AUGGAUGAGAGCAAACCCCUGAAGGUCCGGCUGACGUUCUCCGUGAUCCUGGUUGGUGUCUCGCUCCUGUUUGCAGCUGUAGUGACUGACCACUGGGCCGUGCUGAGCCCCAAAGUGGAGAAAUACAAUGCCACCUGCGAAGCGGCUCAUUUUGGGCUAUGGCGACUCUGUACAAAGCGGAUUUUUAUGCAGGAGCAAGGUCCCAAAGAGAAGGGCUGUGGGCCGAUAAGCCUGCCAGGAGAACACAACUGCUCCUACUUCAAGCACUUCACACCAGGACAGAGCUCAGAGAUAUUUGAAGUUACCACCCAGAAAGAAUACAGCAUUUCAGCUGCAGCCAUUGCCAUCUUCAGCGUUGGCUUUGCAAUCAUCGGAACAAUCUGUGUCCUCUUAUCCUUCACGAAGAAGAGGGACUAUCUGCUGAAGCCAGCAUCCAUGUUCUACACCUUCGCAGGUCUCUGCAUCAUCAUCUCUGUUGAAGUCAUGAGACAAUCUGUGAAAAGGAUGAUUGACAGUGAGGAGACGGUCUGGAUUGAGUACAGCUACUCCUGGUCCUUUGCCUGUGCCUGCGCCUCCUUUGUCCUGCUCUUCAUCUGUGGCAUCGCGCUCCUCCUGAUCGCGCUGCCUCGCUUCCCCCAGAACCCCUGGGAGACCUGCAUGGAUGCAGAACCGGAGCACUGAUGUUCCCAGCACCCAUGACA